Messenger RNA from Miniopterus natalensis, 4608 nucleotides. RefSeq names its product SH3 domain binding protein 4 (gene SH3BP4). Gene Ontology annotation, molecular function: protein binding. The record is from RefSeq and is a predicted model, not a curated record. NCBI's taxonomy places the organism in Eukaryota, Metazoa, Chordata, Mammalia, Chiroptera, Miniopteridae. Gene Ontology annotation, cellular component: cytoplasm.
CCCAGGAGAGCCUCAGGAUGGCGGCUCAGCGGAUCCGGGCCGCCAACUCCAGCGGCCUCCCCCGCUGCAAGUCCGAGGGGACCCUGAUCGACCUGAGCGAGGGCUUUUCCGAAUCGAGCUUCAACGAUGUCAAAGUGCCUUCUCCCAGUGCCUUGCUCGGGGACAAUCCCACGCAUUUCGGAAACGCGAAGGAAGUGAUCGCCAUCAAGGACUACCGCCCCAACAACUUCACCACCCUGAAGUUCUCCAAGGGCGACCACCUCUAUGUGCUGGACACGUCGGGCGGGGACUGGUGGUAUGCCCACAACACCACGGAGAUGGGCUACAUCCCCUCCUCCUACGUGCAGCCCCUCCACUACCGGAACUCCACGCUGAGCGACAGCGGGAUGAUCGACAACCUUCCCGACAGCCCGGACGAGGCGGCCAAGGAGCUGGACUUGCUCGGAGGAUGGACGGAUGACGGGAAGGGACCGGCCAGAACCUACAGUAAUAACCCCUUCUGGAACGGCGUCCGGACGAACCCGUUUCUGAACGGGAGCGUGCCGGGGGGGGUGCCCGGCGCAGACGAGCCGGCUCCCAAGAGCACCGUGGACUUGCUGCUGUUUGACACGGGCACGAGUCCCUUCCCCGAGUCCAGCUCGGCCACCACGAACGGCACCGGCAACAUCUUCGACGGGCUGCCGGCUGCAAGUCAGCUGCCCGCCGAGGCGCCGGGCAGGCGGGACAACCCGUUCUUCCGGAGCAAGCGCUCCUACAGCCUGUCGGAGCUCUCCGUCCUUCAGUCCAAGUCCGACGCGCCCGCCUCGUCGGGGUUCUUCACGGGCUUGAAGUCCCCGGCCCCCGAGCAGUUCCAGAGCCGGGAGGACUUCCGCGCCGCCUGGCUGAGCCACCGGAAGCUGGCCCGGUCCUGCCACGACCUGGACUUGCUGGGCCAGAGCCCCGGGUGGGGCCAGACCCAGGCGGUGGAGACGAACAUCGUGUGCAAGCUGGACAGCUCGGGGGGCUCCGUGCAGCUCCCCGACACCGGCAUCAGCAUCCACGUGCCCGAGGGCCACGUGGCCCCGGGGGAGACCCAGCAGAUCUCCAUGAAGGCGCUGCUGGAUCCGCCCCUGGAACUCAACAGCGACAGGUGCUGCAGCGUCAGCCCCGUGCUGGAGGUGAAGCUGAGCCACCUGGAGGUGAAAACCGUCAUCGUGUUGGAGAUGAAGGUUUCCGCCGAGGUGAAAAAUGACAUUUUCAGCAAAAGCACAGUGGGCCUGCAGUGCCUGAGGAGCGACGUCAAGGAAGGGCCGUACGUCCCCAUUCCGCUGACCUACAGCUACGGGGACACGGUCCAGGUGCACCUGGACAACCUGGAGCCCUGUAUGUACCUGGCCAUUGUUGCCCACGGGCCCAACAUCCUCUACCCUUCCACCGUGUGGGACUUCAUCAACAAAAAGGUCACAGUGGGUCUCUAUGGCCCCAAACACAUCCAUCCGUCCUUCAAGACGGUGGUGACCAUUUUUGGGCAUGACUGUGCCCCCAAGACCCUCCUGGUCACCGAGGUCACCCGCCAGGCACCCAGCCCUGCGCCCGUGGCCCUGCAGCUCUGGGGCAAGCACCAGUUCGUCCUGCCCAGGCCCCAGGACCUCCAGGUCUGCAUGUUCUCCAACAUGACGCACUACGAGGUCCGCGCGAGCGAGCCGGCCAAGGUCGUGAGGGGCUUCCAGAUGAAGCUGGGCAAGGUGAGCCGCCUGAUCUUCCCCAUCGCCUGCCAGGGCCCCGGCGAGCUCUCCGACUUCACCCUGCGCGUCCAGGUGAAGGACGACCAGGCGGCCAUCCUCACCCAGUUCUGCGUCCAGACUCCCCAGCCGCCCCCCAAAAGCGCCAUCAAGCCGUCCGGGCAGAGGCGCUUUCUCAAGAAGAACGAAGUUGGGAAAAUCAUUCUGUCGCCGUUCGCGGCCACCACGAAGUACCCCACUUUCCAGGACCGCCCCGUGUCCAGCCUCAAGUUCGGCAAGUUGCUGAAGACCGUGGUCCGGCAGAGCAAGAACCACUACCUGCUGGAGUACAAGAAGGGGGAGGCCAUCGCCCUGCUCAGCGAGGAGAAGAUCCGCCUGAAGGGGCAGCUGUGGACCAAGGAGUGGUACAUCGGCUACCACCAGGGCCAGGUGGGCCUGGUGCACGCCAAGAACGUGCUGGUGGUGGGCAGGGCCCGGCCCAGCCUGCCGUGCGGGCCCGAGCUGAGCACGGCCGUGCUGCUGGAGCAGAUGCUGCGGCCCUGCAAGUUCCUCACCUACAUCUACGCCUCGGUCCGCACGCUGCUCAUGGAGAACGUCAGCAGCUGGCGCUCCUUCGCCGACGCCCUGGGCUACGGGAACCUGCCGCUCGCCUCCUUCUGCCGCGCGGAGCCCGACAGCGAGCCCGAGCGGGUGGCAUCCGUCCUGGAGAAGCUGAAGGAGGACUGUAACAACGCCGAGAACAAGGACCGCAAGUCCUUCCAGAAGGAGCUCAUGAUGGCCUUGCUGAAGAUGGACUGCCAGGGCCUGGUGGUCAGGCUCAUCCAGGACUUUGUGCUCCUGACCACGGCCGUCGAGGUGGCGCAGCGCUGGAGGGAGCUGGCUGAGAAGCUCGCCAAGGUGUCCAAGCAGCAGAUGGACGCGUACGAGUCUCCCCACCGGGACAGGAAUGGGGUCGUGGACAGCGAGGCCAUGUGGAAACCCGCCUAUGACUUUUUACUGACCUGGAGCCACCAGAUCGGGGACAGCUACCGGGAUGUCAUCCAGGAGCUGCACACGGGCCUGGACCGGAUGAAGAACCCUAUCACCAAGCGCUGGAAGCACCUCACUGGCACCCUCAUCCUUGUGAACACCCUGGACAUCCUGCGAGCUGCUGCCUUCAGUCCUGCUGACCAGGACGACUUUGUGAUUUGAACUGGUCCCCCCCGGUCUGCUCUGCCCUGGGGCCUGUGCCCCCCUCUGCCCCGGAUGCAGUGACGUGUUGCUGGGAAGGGAGGAAGGGAGGGCUGGCUGCUCAGACGAUCAGGGUGGCUCCGGGCUGGCCCCGUGCCCCAGGACCAAGCAAGCACACGCAGCACUCCACCCGCUGCCUCCGCCACGGGGCAGGGGGCGCCUGAAGGGAAUUUCUACUGCAGGUCAUUGCCAAUCAGAUAGCUUUCUAUUUGUUAAGUAUAAAUUUAAAUUUAAAAUCACUUUUUUUAAAGUAUGGGGAGGAGGGGACAUACAAGAAAGGUGGUAUCUAAUUUUUUUAAGGGAUCAUCAAGGUUAAAAAAAAAAACACCUAAUGGGGCAGAUGCUGUUGAGGUUUUUAUGUUCUCUAAAGAUCUUUUUAAAUUAUGUUACAGAUGUAUAUAUGUAUUUAAAAGUUAUCCGGGGCAUUUCAUAUCCCCAGACACUCACAUUUCAACAAGAAGCACGGGAAGAUGCUUGUUCGAGUGUUGGACCUUCUUUCACUCUGUACCUGUAAAAACGUAAAUCGAAUAGGAACCGUGGUUUUUUGGUAGAUGAGUGUAGUAGCUCAAGCCCAUUCUUUCUGAGAACGUCCUGGGUCAUGUUCUCUCCUCUUUUGUUAUCUUCUGUACCGUUGCCUCCUGGUGCAGUAAGUGACCAGCCACAGCGCAUGUGGACUGUUUCGUGGGCAAAGUUAAGUCCGACAUGCGUGACUGGUGCCCUUGAGAUGAGGAAGCAGCUGGGAGCUGGCGUUCUUUGUGGCCCCUGCUCGUUCGAAAGAGCAACCCCGGCUGCAAGUGAGCUGGUCCCUGCAGAACUCCCCCUCCCUAUGGUCACGAAGGAAACUUUGCCACAAGGACGCCCUCUGCAAGGUGCCUGCUGCCAUUUGCCAAACUCUCGCUUCAUUUCACCCAACAUGUAACCCCUCUCCCUUCCUGGUAUGCCCAUGUCGCCUCGGAAAUGAAAGGAACAGUAUGGGGAGACGGUUUUUAUUUACAAUAUAGAGAUUAUCUGAGCAGGAUGAGCAUUCUCAGAAAAUGAAAUAGUUCCCACAUAAUGUCUGGGACCUGGCAGAAUGUGGCGUUGGUAACCUUUACGGUUGCAGGCCGACUUUCCAGGUUGAAUUCUGUGACGGCGGUGUAGUCGAGGCAGCUCAGAGGGAGCAGGGGCACGACUGAAGUCCCCGGGAAUGUACUCGUAGGAAGUCACGUGGGCCACUUGGAUCCUGAUCUCAUUCUUUAAAUCUGCUUUCUUAAAACACAUUAAUUACUUACUAUAAUCAAUGUCUAUUCCCUUAUGGGGCUGAAACAUUCUUACGUAUCUACUGAUUCAGAUACUGAAGAUCAACUGGCUAGAAAAAACAAUGAUACCAAAAACUAAAAACACUACAUAUUUUAUGCUGCAAGAAGAACCAAGACACACAGUUCCCCAAUCAUCACACGUGACACCCUUAAAUUCUACUUUUCAGCUCUCCCCCUUUGUUCUUCCACUGACCCUCUCUCCCCUUUUCCCCAAAGACGAAACAAAACCAGUUGCACCUUAAACCAUGGAUAUUUUUCCUCAGGGGCUUAAAAUAGUGUCCUAUGCAACAUAUCUUGUAGCACAAAUUAAAUUCUACAGAAGUUGCAGUAAAUUUUGUUUGGAUAUUUUGACCUCUUAA